This is a messenger RNA of Fusarium redolens, 1939 nucleotides long. RefSeq lists its product as uncharacterized. Gene Ontology annotation, molecular function: oxidoreductase activity, acting on CH-OH group of donors; flavin adenine dinucleotide binding. The transcript is spliced from 2 exons. The record is from RefSeq and is a predicted model, not a curated record. Bases 95 to 1939 code for a protein of 614 amino acids. Lineage: Eukaryota; Fungi; Ascomycota; Sordariomycetes; Hypocreales; Nectriaceae.
CAGUCACUCUUUAUUCUCCCUUGCUGACCCAUCACGGCCACAGGGACGUCAUUCAUUUAUUACACUCUUUUGAUUGGACCUCUGUUAAUACAUCAUGAGACACGCCUUUUUUGCCGGUCUUCUGGCCGUCCCGGCUUCUGUGUGCGCUGUUGCCCUUACAGGCUACGAGUACAUUGUCGUUGGCUCGGGUGCUGGAGGAGGACCUCUUGCUGCUCGCCUGGCAUUGGCUGGCCACAAGACACUUCUCAUUGAAGCUGGUGAUGACUACGCCUCGCUCAACUACACCGUCCCUGCCUACUCGGCCAAUGCCUCUGAGGAUCCCGAGAUCUCCUGGAACUUCUUUGUCCGUCACUACGCAGACGAUGAACGACAAGCUCGUGACUACAAGACCACUUACGAUACACCAGACGGAGAGUACACUGGUCUCAACCCCCCAAGGGCGCUGAGCUCAAGGUCUGACUUUGAGUACAUUGCCUCCCUCACCGGUGAUGAUUCGUGGUCGGCGGACAACAUGCGAAAGUACUUUGUCAAGGCUGAGGAUAACAACUACCGACCUGCUGGAGAGGCUGGCCACGGUUACGAUGGCUGGCUCAGCACUGAGACGGCUCCCCUUAGCAUUCCUCUCAACGACGAGCAGCUUCUGAGCAUCCUCAGCGGAGGUGCCGUUGCUUUGUCCGAGUUCAGUGGCAAGAACAUCACCAUGGACGGACUGAUUGCCGAUGACGCCAAUGCCGACACUCUAGCUCGUGAUCAGGAGGCUGGAUUCUACCAGAUCCCUCUGUCCACCAAGGACGCCAGCCGCAUCGGACCCCGUGAGCUCAUCCUCUCUGUACGAGAUGCCAAGCACGCGAACGGUACCAAGAAGUAUCCUCUCGAUGUCCGAACCAACUGCUACGUUACCAAGGUCACAUUCGAUGACUCCAAGCCUCCUCGCGCCAAUGGUGUUGAGUUCCUCGACGGCAAGCAUCUCUACAAGGCCAGCCCUCUUGCCACUGGUGCUGCUGGUGUCCCCGGCAAUGCCACUGCUUCCCGUGAGGUUGUCGUUGCUGGCGGUGUUUACAACACUCCCCAGAUCCUCAAGCUCAGCGGUAUCGGACCUGCUGAUGAGCUGAAGAAGUUCGACAUCCCUGUCAUCUCUGAUCUCCCCGGUGUUGGUACCAAUCUGCAGGACCACUACGAGAUUUCUGUCCAGGGAACUCUCGAAAACAACUUCACAUCUUUCGAUGGCUGCACCUUCGGUCUCUUCACUGAUGAAGACCCUUGCGUCGACCGCUGGAGAGCUCCCGUGGAUGGUGAUCACGGCAUCUACUCCUCUUCCGGCCUUGCUGCUUCCAUGUUUUACAAGAGUUCCACUGCUGAAAAGGACAACUUUGACAUCUUUGCCUUCGGUGGUCCCGUUAACUUCAGAGGAUACUUCCCCCAGUACGCUGUCAACGCCACCAUUGAGCACAACUGGUUCUCAUGGGCCAUCCUCAAGGCUCACCCUCGCAACAACGCUGGUGAGGUCCUCCUCCAGUCAGCCGAUCCUCUUGACAUGCCUGCAAUCACCUUCAACUACUUCGACACCGGAAAUGGUGACUACUCUGCCGAUCUCCAGGCCUUGUAUGAGGCUGUCGAGCUUACCAGAACCGCACUUGCCAGCCAGGCUGUCAAUGUCACUGAGGUUCUUCCUGGCCCGGAAGUCACUUCUCAAAAGGACAUCGAGACCUAUGUCAAGGAUGUUGCUUGGGGUCACCAUGCUUCCUCCACUUGCCCAAUUGGUGCUGAUGAUGAUAAGAUGGCGGUUCUCGACUCCAAGUUCCGAGUUCGAGGCGUCGCCGGUCUUCGUGUUGUUGAUGCUUCGGUUUAUCCUCGCAUCCCCGGUACCUUCACAGCUGUCUCAACCUACAUGGUUGCUGAGAAGGCCGCUGACAUCAUGCUGGCUGAGCUCGAGGAUUAG